This is a messenger RNA of Penicillium taxi, 195 nucleotides long. RefSeq lists its product as uncharacterized. NCBI's taxonomy places the organism in Eukaryota, Fungi, Ascomycota, Eurotiomycetes, Eurotiales, Aspergillaceae. The transcript is spliced from 2 exons. The record is from RefSeq and is a predicted model, not a curated record. The coding region runs from base 1 to 195 and encodes 64 amino acids.
AUGCCUAUUACCGACACUCUUCAGCCACCCCUUUCCCCUGCCGAAAGGGUCAUUGUCAAAUCCUAUGGUGGCUGGACCCGGUUCAUGCAGUCUUUUGGACUCAAGCCAUGGGAGGAGGAUGAUGCUGCCGAGGGGAAGCAAAUUCUUCGAACCUUUGUUGCUAGUGAUGAGGAAGAUAAGAGAGAUUCUAAAUGA